AUGCUUGGUCAGAGAGAUGGCAUGAACCCUUAUAGCUGUACAACAGGACAGAAAGCUCAGCUGGAGCCCUAUAGAAGAUGCAAUGUAGAAGCCAGAAACAUAACAAAUGUUGCAAAUUUUUUUCUUCUUGGAAUAACAGAUGAUCCAACUCUGCAUCUGCCCGUCUUCAGCCUCUUCCUGUCCAUAUACCUGGUCACCAUCCUGGGGAACCUGCUCAUCAUUCUGGCCAUCAGCUCUACCACCCACCUUCAAACCCCCAUGUACUUCUUUCUCUCUAACCUGUCUUUCACUGAUAUCUGUUUAAGCACAACAACAAUUCCAAAGAUGCUGGUGAACAUCCAAGCACAGGACCAGAGCAUCACAUAUUCAGGAUGCCUUACUCAGGCUUGUUUUGUUUUGUUCUUUGCUGGUUUGGAGAAUUGUCUUCUUGCAGCAAUGGCUUAUGAUCGCUACGUGGCCAUUUGUCACCCCUUGAAAUAUACAGUCAUCAUGAAUCCCCGCCUCUGUGCUCUGCUGGUUCUACUUUCCUUACCCAUUAGUACUGUGAAUGCCCUCCUUCUUGUUCUGAUGGUGCUGCAUCUGUCCUUUUGCACAGAUCUGGAAGUCCCCCUCUUCUUCUGUGAACUUGCUCAAAUCAUCAAACUUGCCUGUUCUGACACCCUCAUCAAUAACAUCCUCACAUAUGUGGCAGCUUUCAUAUUUGGUGGUGUUCCUUUAUCCGGAAUCAUUUUCUCUUAUGCUCAAAUAAUCUCAUCCGUUUUGAGGAUUCCAUCAGGCAAAGCAAGGUAUAAAGCCUUUUCAACCUGUGGAUCUCACCUAACAAUUGUCUUUUUGUUCUAUGGGACAGGACUGGGUGUCUACGUUAGUUCUGCAGUUACUGACUCCUCCAGAAAAACUGCUAUGGCUUCCGUGAUGUAUUCUGUGGUCCCCCAAAUAACUAACCCCUUUAUUUACAGUCUGAGGAACAGAGAAAUGAAAGAAGCGCUAAAGAAGUUCUUCAAAAGGGUGUCUUUGGUUCUGUGA
Messenger RNA from Cavia porcellus (domestic guinea pig), 1023 nucleotides. Its product is annotated as olfactory receptor 7G2-like. NCBI's taxonomy places the organism in Eukaryota, Metazoa, Chordata, Mammalia, Rodentia, Caviidae. The record is from RefSeq and is a predicted model, not a curated record. Gene Ontology annotation, molecular function: olfactory receptor activity; G protein-coupled receptor activity. Gene Ontology annotation, cellular component: plasma membrane. The transcript has 2 exons. The coding region runs from base 1 to 1023 and encodes 340 amino acids. Gene Ontology annotation, biological process: G protein-coupled receptor signaling pathway.